AUGCGCCAGCGCGUCACUGGCCGAGGCGGCGGCGGCGGCGGCGGCGGCUCCUUUCAGCACCACGGAGAGCUCCCGUGGGCCGGCCGGGGCUGCGCGGCCAGGCAGGGGGCUGGAGGCCCGGGGGGGCGGCGAGGCAGGGCCCGGCCAGCACAGCCCGAGGCGGCGGGGAGGGGAGAGGGGCUGGCCGCCCCCAGCACCGGCGCGCCUCGCCCCUGCACGGAAGCGCGGCGGCGGCAGGCCAGUAGCAGCAGUACCAGCAGCAGCAUGGCGCUGGGCCUCUCCUCCAAGAAAGCCUCCUCCAGGAACAUCGCCGUGGAGAGGAAAAACCUCAUCACCGUCUGCAGAUUCUCUGUGAAGACUUUGCUGGAAAAAUACACCACAGAACCCAUCGAUGACUCCUCAGAAGAGUUUGUGAACUUUGCUGCCAUCUUGGAACACAUUCUCAGCCAUCGUUUCAAAGGGGAUCACGGUCCUGUCAGCUGGUUCAGCUCGGAUGGGCAACGUGGCUUCUGGGAUUAUAUCCGCUUGGCCUGUAACAAGGUCCCAAAUAACUGUGUCAGCAGCAUUGAAAACAUGGAGAACAUCAGCACUUCGAGAGCCAAGGGGCGUGCAUGGAUCCGCGUGGCUCUAAUGGAGAAGCGCAUGUCCGAGUACAUCGCCACAGCACUGCGGGACACAAGAACCACCAGAAGAUUCUAUGAUGAUGGGGCCAUUAUGCUAAGAGAAGAAUCCACAGUCCUCACGGGGAUGCUGAUUGGCCUCAGUGCCAUCGACUUCAGCUUCUGCUUGAAAGGGGAAAUCAUGGACGGCAAGACACCUGUGGUCAUUGACUAUACCCCGUACCUGAAGUUUACCCAGAGCUACGAUUAUUUCAGCGAUGAGGAGGAACGGCACAGCUUGGAGAGCAGCACCAGCGAGGACAGCUCCCCUGAACACCCCUACGUACCCCUGAUGGCUGUGGAAGACAGCUGGUACAACAAGUGGCGGAAGAUGGAGCAAAAGUUCCGCAUUGUGUACGCACAAAAGGGCUACCUAGAGGAGCUUGUUCGGCUCAGAGAGUCCCAGCUCAAGGACCUGGAGGCGGAGAACAAGCGAUUGCAGUUGAGGCUGGAGGAAGUGAAGGUGCAGAACCAACUUGAGAAACGGGAGCUGGAGGGCGUCAUCCUGGAACUGCAGGAGCAGCUGACGGGCCUCAUCCCCUCUGACAACAGCCAGUUUACCCAACUCUCCAAGGAAAUGGCUGCCCCUUUGGUGAAUCAGUGGCCUUCUCUGGGCACACUGAACGGCAACGAAGGUCGCUCAGAAGCCAAAAUGUACAGAAGGCACAGCUUCAUGAGCACUGACCAGCUCUCCGCAGAGAUCAGCCUGAGCUCCGAUUCGCAGCGACUGGGCGAGGGGAAGCGUGAAGGAGAGCCCUGGGGACCCCUGGGAAAGGAUCCGACUCCAUCGAUGCUGGGCCUCUGCGGCUCCCUGGCCUCCCUGCCCAGCUGCAAGUCCUUAGCCAGCCUAAAAUCCAACGAAUGUUUGGUGAGCGACAGCAUCGAACCCAGCCCUGCACACAGCCCCAGCUGAGAAGCCCAAGCACCAGUCUGACAAACCACGCGAGACACCCAAGGGGAGCAGAGGUUGCUGGAAGGCGGAGUGGACAACCGAACACCCCUUUCACACGAGGGCUGAAGUUGAGGGAAAGGGGCCAACUGACCUUUUUAUCCAGCCCGACGGUGCAGUCGGGCAACAAACCCGCAUUCUCCUCCGAGCAUUCUUCUAAAACACAGACUUCCUUCCGGGAUCUGGCA
Messenger RNA from Heteronotia binoei (common prickly gecko), 1796 nucleotides. It is a transcript of the gene RUNDC3A, whose product is annotated as RUN domain containing 3A. Bases 1 to 1572 code for a protein of 523 amino acids. The record is from RefSeq and is a predicted model, not a curated record. NCBI's taxonomy places the organism in Eukaryota, Metazoa, Chordata, Lepidosauria, Squamata, Gekkonidae. The transcript has 12 exons. Gene Ontology annotation, cellular component: cytosol.